Messenger RNA from Epinephelus lanceolatus (giant grouper), 1836 nucleotides. It is a transcript of the gene nanog, whose product is annotated as nanog homeobox. Gene Ontology annotation, biological process: regulation of transcription by RNA polymerase II. Gene Ontology annotation, molecular function: DNA-binding transcription factor activity, RNA polymerase II-specific; RNA polymerase II cis-regulatory region sequence-specific DNA binding. NCBI's taxonomy places the organism in Eukaryota, Metazoa, Chordata, Actinopteri, Perciformes, Serranidae. The record is from RefSeq and is a predicted model, not a curated record.
ACACCCACACAGGUCUUUAAAUACAGCCCGUGGACAACUACGCGCGUCACGAAGUUUUUUUAGGGUUAUUGGUCCCGCUUGUUUUAACUCGGUCCUUGCUUUGUCGAUUUUUAAGAAAUUUUAACACAGAUUACUCGAGCCCUCUUCUAUUUUGUGUUCAUUUUUGCGACAAACAACGCCUCCAGAGACAUGGCAGACUGGAAGACGCAGAUAAGCUACAACUACAACGCCUCUUACCAUGCCUACGCCUACGGCCUCGUGUACCCACCUGGAGCAGAGCAAAACCACGGGAGCCUUACCAACUGGGGCGAAGAUCAAGCCCAGGAUUUGAGCAACUACAAUGCCGGGAUGGCACAGGCCUACUACACCACCACCGACAAGACUCAUGAGGAGUCUCCGCCUGGCAGUCCAGACGGGCAUGCCGUGAACAUCCACGGUCAAUUCCAGGGCCCUGGUGUUCUCCACCUCGGUGACAGCCCGGCAGGCCGUUUGCUCUUGGCCGGAGCUCCGCGGGUUGCUUACAAUGUAGGAGCACAUGAGGUCAGGCGGGUCCGGAGCGAUUCGACCAGUGACUCGGAGGCACACACCUCACCAGAUUCAUGGAGUUCUGGCAGCAGCAAAGAAGGAGGUCUCCCACGGGCAGACCCCGCCACCUGGGCAAAUAAAGAUCUUGAUGAUGAGACAUGCAGCAGGAGCCCGGAUGCCAGUGAGGACGUUCCCAACACUCUCGUGGAGGAGCCAAAGAUCUUUACUGUCAGUGGGGAUGAGGGCACUAACAACACUACCUCUCUCUCUGCACCUUUAACUGCUCCAAAGAAGCCAAGCACUACUUCUGCUGCCCCUAAAGGAAAAGUCCGGUCAGCCUUCUCAGAGAGUCAAAUGAAUGCUCUUGUCCAGCGCUUCAGUGUGAAGAGGUACCUCACCCCAAAUGAAAUGAGGAACCUGGCAGACCUGACUGGACUGACCUACAAACAGGUUAAGACUUGGUUUCAGAACCGAAGAAUGAAACUGAGGAGGCAUCAGAAAGACACCAGCUGGGUGUCUGAGCGCUACGGCAACAACAAAGGAAGCCCAAUUGGGCCCAUGUACACAAACAUUACCUCACAUAUCCCUCCUUAUCAAGGAGAAGCCCUGACUCAGCUCAAGGGGCAUUACAACCAGCACAUGAUGGGGACAGCCUUCAAGAAGACCCCACAGAACCUGGCCUUCUACCUGGCAGCCAUGGGCUCUGCUGGUGGACCUGCUGGCUACUCUCCCUGGUCCCCUGGCUCAUCCCAGACUGGAGCUCCCUCCAGGCCCCAGGCAGCUGGCUGGUCUAUGCCCUCAGGUGUGAGCCACUAUGAUUACGACCCCAAUGCAUUCAGCCCAGUCGGUGCUGCCUCUGUGAAUAACAUCGGGCAGGGCACAAGCUUUGACAACAAAGAUGGGGAUCCUGUCAAUGGCCGCACCUCUUUGAACGCAGCCAUUGUACACAAUGUCAAUCAGUAGUCAAUGUUGGAAGUGCUAAACUUUUCAUGAAAAGUUACCUGAACCGCCUUGUUAAUAUUCUUCCCGGUUGUGGUUUGAAAUGAAUUGAGGUGGUUGUUGAGUGGCCGGGUGUACAUAUACCUUGUUCAUACUCCUGUUCAAAAGUUUUAUUUUUUUAUCAUGAAGCGUUAUUUUUAUAUGCAACUUUAUGUAUGUUGAUGUGAUCUUUGCGCUUAGUGAUCUGAGAUGGGUCCAAAUUGGGCACAUUCUUCAGAUUACGUUGUUUUUUGGAACUGUAUUAAGGCAAAGUACUGAUGCAGAUGUGAUGACAACAAAUUUCACUUUUUCUAUAAAUACAGGUUCACUCUG